CGCUCGCAGAGGCCGGCCGCGCGCCCAGCUCGCCCGAAGCCCAUGCCCGGCGGCUGGAGGGGGGACCCGGCUCUGCAUGGCCCCGGCUGCUGACAUGACUUCUUUGCCACUCGGUGUCAAAGUGGAGGACUCAGCCUUCGGCAAGCCGGCGGGAGCAGGCGCGGGCCAGGCCCCCAGCGCCGCCGCGGCCACGGCGGCCGCCAUGGGCGCGGACGAGGAGGGGGCCAAGCCCAAAGUGUCCCCUUCGCUGCUGCCCUUCAGCGUGGAGGCGCUCAUGGCCGACCACAGGAAGCCCGGGGCCAAGGAGAGCGUCCUGGCAGCCUCCGAGGGCGCGCCGGCGGCGGGAGGUUCGGCGCAACCGCUGGGCGCCCGGCCCGGGGGGCUCGGCGCUCCGGACGCCCCCUCCUCGCCGCGGCCGCUGGGCCAUUUCUCGGUGGGGGGACUCCUGAAGCUGCCAGAAGAUGCGCUCGUCAAAGCCGAGAGCCCCGAAAAGCCCGAGAGGACCCGGUGGAUGCAGAGCGCCCGCUUCUCCCCGCCCCCGGCCAGGCGGCUGAGCCCCCCGGCCUGCACCCUGCGCAAGCACAAGACCAACCGCAAGCCGCGGACGCCUUUCACCACGGCGCAGCUGCUGGCGCUGGAGCGCAAGUUCCGCCAGAAGCAGUACUUGUCCAUCGCGGAGCGCGCCGAGUUCUCCAGCUCGCUCAGCCUCACCGAGACGCAGGUGAAGAUCUGGUUCCAGAACCGCCGCGCCAAGGCCAAGAGACUGCAGGAGGCCGAGCUGGAGAAGCUGAAGAUGACCGCCAAGCCCAUGCUGCCGCCGGCCGCCUUCGGCCUGUCUUUCCCUCUCGGCGGCCCCGCAGCCGUAGCGGCCGCCGCCGGCGCUUCGCUCUACAGCGCCUCAGGCCCCUUCCAGCGGGCCGCGCUGCCGGUGGCGCCCGUGGGACUCUACACGGCGCACGUAGGCUACAGCAUGUACCACCUGACAUAGAGGACCCCGGGCCGCCCACCUGCGCUGCCAGCCACGUCUUCUGCCAGCAGCAAGAGCGCACCCAACGCACCCCUGCUCCAUCCGCACCGCGCCCCCUCUCUCUAGCCCCCCUCCCCCGCCACAGAGCUACACCGUGAUGGGGCAGCCGAGGCCAGGGAAGUUAAGAGAGCCAAGCCGAGGUCCCCAGCAGAAUGAGUGGUCGAUCGGGACUGGAGGGCUCUGCUCCUGCGCUGGGGGCAGAGGGAGGGACAGCGCCUGCGGAUUUUGCAAUCGAACAGUUUGAGAGCCUGCAGGGUGAUGAGGGCGUCGCGGUUCCUUCCGCUGCAAAGCGGUUGCUUGGGGUUAGGGGACACACAGAUGCAUCGCAAAGGUAGGUUGAAGGGACCUCUCUGACCGUCCAGAAAACAGUUGUAAAAUUAAAAAAAAAAACCCGUUUCUAUUUAACAAUACAUUUGUGUGGCGUUCAAGCUCCCCUUUGGAAGGGAUUUGUGUGUACUAUGUAAUAUACUGUAUAUUUGAAAUUUAUUAUCAUUUAUAUUAUAGCUAUAUUUGUUAAAUAAAUUAAUUUUAAGCUACAAG
Lepus europaeus (European hare) is the source of this 1567-nucleotide messenger RNA. It is a transcript of the gene MSX1, whose product is annotated as msh homeobox 1. Lineage: Eukaryota; Metazoa; Chordata; Mammalia; Lagomorpha; Leporidae. Gene Ontology annotation, cellular component: nucleus. Bases 77 to 988 code for a protein of 303 amino acids. The transcript has 2 exons. Gene Ontology annotation, biological process: regulation of transcription by RNA polymerase II; embryonic morphogenesis. Gene Ontology annotation, molecular function: RNA polymerase II transcription regulatory region sequence-specific DNA binding; DNA-binding transcription factor activity, RNA polymerase II-specific. The record is from RefSeq and is a predicted model, not a curated record.